Molecule: messenger RNA, 665 nt
Organism: Phanerochaete carnosa HHB-10118-sp
Lineage: Eukaryota; Fungi; Basidiomycota; Agaricomycetes; Polyporales; Phanerochaetaceae
Exons: 3
Coding region: 8-649 (213 amino acids)
Source: RefSeq, a predicted model, not a curated record
UCGUUAUAUGGAGGAUGCAAUGGUGACUUGGUCAUCGUUAAGCUACAAUGACACCGUCAAGAGCCCGCACUUUGAUGUUUCGCCUGACGAGGGCCCCAUCGUCCCGAGUACAAUCUUCUCGCACAUCGCCUUCAAGCCUCUGCAUCGUGGUGGCAUUAUUGACCCCUCCCAGGAAGAGUUGGCGUAUCUACGUCCCGUUGACCAAGAUCUAAGGCAGACCCCACCCUCAGAAACCCUUGACGACCAUCCCAUCGCCUUACGGACGUUCGCCUCCUUUCCACCCAUCGAAACUAUAAACGUCGACUCGCCGUUCGAGAUCGUUCGCAUGCUGAACAGAAGAGGGCUGGUCGCAAAGGAUGUUUGCCGGUCCCUGGCUAUGCAUAUGGAGCAGAAGGUGUACUCUGAUAGCCUCAAGGAUAGCCUCCACUAUCUCGGCCUGGAGGUCUCGCGUGCUUUCCCCUGGGAUUUAACGACCAUCGAAGAAUGUGUGAGGCAACUGCAGGACUGGUUCAAAAUUGUUCGAUGGGUAGGAUUCGAGUACCAGCGCCCUCAGCGGAAUCGGUGGUUUGUGCUCAAGUUCGAGCCGAGAGAACUGCCAAAAUCCGAGCGGGAGAUCGUUGGGCUGUUUUGUUCUGGUGUGGGUACGUAAUGGAGCGAAGGCAGGG